UGCCUGGAGACGGCGGAAACGUUUGGAAGCCGCGAUGGAGAAGUAUGAGAAAAUCAAAGUGGUCGGAAGAGGAGCUUUUGGGAUCGUUCACCUGUGCCGCAAGCGCAGUGACGGGGCCUUUGUCAUCCUGAAGGAGAUCCCAGUAGAGCAGAUGUCACGAGACGAACGUCUGGCGGCUCAGAACGAGUGUCAGGUCCUAAAACUGCUCAACCAUCCAAAUAUUAUAGAGUACUAUGAGAACUUCCUGGAAGACAAGGCCCUCAUGAUAGCUAUGGAGUAUGCACCAGGUGGAACCCUAGCUGAUUACAUACAGAAGCGCUGUAACUCUCUGUUGGACGAGGACACUAUUCUUCACUUCUUUGUACAGAUCUUACUGGCUCUGUAUCACGUACACAACAAACUCAUCUUGCACAGAGACCUUAAGACACAGAAUAUUCUUCUUGACAAGCACCAGAUGAUCGUCAAAAUUGGUGACUUUGGCAUCUCCAAAAUCCUUGUCAGCAAGAGCAAAGCUUACACGGUAGUCGGUACACCUUGUUACAUCUCCCCAGAGCUGUGUGAGGGAAAGCCGUAUAACCAGAAGAGUGACAUCUGGGCUUUGGGCUGUGUGCUCUAUGAGCUAGCGAGUCUUAAGAGAGCCUUCGAGGCUGCUAAUCUACCUGCGCUUGUUCUUAAGAUCAUGAGCGGAACGUUCGCUCCGAUUUCAGACCGGUACAGCCCAGAACUUCGACAUCUCAUCCUCAACAUGCUCAAUCUGGAUCCGUCCAAACGACCUCAACUCAAUGAGAUUAUGGCUCUUCCCGUAUGCAUCAGGCCCCUGCUUAAUCUCUACACAGAUAUAGGCAAUGUCAAAAUGCGCAGGAUUGAGAAACCCCUGUCAACUGUGCAAACUGGUCCUCAAGGUAGAGGGGGGAGAGUUCCUUCAAACAGAUCCAGAGAUGGAUCAGUCGGUUUAGGAUCAGGGAAGGUGCAUUCUCUACCACUGUCAGCGGUGUACACGUGGGGAAGUGGGAUCUCAGCGCCUCUCCGCCUGCCGAUGCUCAACACUGAGGUGCUUCAAGUGUCUCUGGGCCGCACUCAGAAGAUGGGAGUGACUAAGUCUGGUCGUCUGAUUACAUGGGAGGCUCCAUCAGUGGGCUCAGGUGAGGCCAGUCUGCCUGGUGUGGUGGAGCAGAUUCAGCCUCAGUUCAUUUCACGUUUCCUUGAGGGUCAGUCUGGAGUCACCAUCAAGUCUGUGUCCUGUGGCGAUCUUUUCACCACCUGCAUGACAGACAGAGGAAUUAUCAUGACGUUUGGAAGUGGGAGUAAUGGCUGUUUAGGACACGGUAACUUCACUGAUGUCACACAGCCCAAGAUAGUCGAAGCCCUCCUCGGCUACGAGCUGGUUCAGCUGUCAUGUGGUGCUUCCCACGUACUUGCUGUGACCAAUGAAAAAGAAGUAUUUGCUUGGGGAAGAGGAGACAAUGGUCGCCUCGGGCUUGGCACCCAAGACACUCACAACUCUCCACAGCAGGUGUGUUUACCUGGGGAAUUUGAGGCCCAGAGGGUGGUGUGUGGAGUCGACUGCUCCAUAAUUAUUAGCACCCAGUACAGUAUUCUGGCAAGUGGAAGUAACAGGUUCAACAAGCUUGGGCUGGAUAAGAUAGCAGCAGGAGAUGAACCAAAUCCAUCCAAUCAGGUGGAAGAAGUCCAUUCCUACUCUCCUGUCCAAUCUGCCCCACUCAACAGUGAGAAGAUUGUUCACAUUGACAUCGGCACAUCACAUUCUGUCGCUGUAACAGAGAGAGGUCAGUGUUUCACUUUAGGCAGCAACCAGCAUGGUCAGAUGGGCUGUAGUUCCCGCCGUAGCAGCCGUGUUCCCUACCCGGUGCACGGGCUGCAGAGCAUCUCCAUGGCUGCCUGUGGAGACGCUUUCUCCUUAGCUAUUGGAUCUGAUGGAGACGUGUACACCUGGGGAAAGGGGGCCCGAGGCCGCCUCGGAAGAAAAGAAGAGGAUUCUGGGAUACCUAAGGCGGUGCAGCUUGACGAGAGUCACCCCUUCACUGUGACAUCGGUGGCUUGUUGUCAUGGCAACACUUUGCUGGCAGUGAAACCUUUGCUUGAAGAACCUGUUCUUAGAUGAUACUGUCCUUAAAACAAACCCUCACCCACUCAUCGGCCGUCUUGAGGCCCAGCUGCGGCAUGAGGUGAAACUUCCUCUGGAUAGAACUCUUCCCAGAGGCGCAUCUGUGCUGAAGUUGAAAGAUUUCCUUUCACACUGCAGCUGUGCCCUCAAAUUCUCACUUGGUGUUCCUCUCCCUGUCUAUUUUUUUUUUUUCCAAGAAGAAAUGUUUGUUUCAUUCGGCGGUUUGAUAUAUUGCAGCCCAAGCACAGAAAAGGUUCAACCUGUGUGGCUCAGCAGGUGUAUCUCAUCAUCCGGUUGGUUAAAAGAAUGUUGCAACAGCGUUGCUGAAGAUGGGUUACAGGAAGUCAUUAGGCAGCGUUCACGUGGCAAGCCAUUGUGCUUACUCAUGUGCAGAGUAACUAUGAUAAAGGCCACUGAAAGUGGAACUGGUUUGAGCUCUCUUAAGCCACUGGUGAAUGAGAUGACACAAUGCAGAGAGACAAAAAGAAGGAAAGGCACUUGAACGCCAUUAGUCGAGUGACCCUAACACAAUAAUCUCGAGCAACUCAUCAGCUCUCACAUUGUGCUUUAUUGGAUUAGUCCUCCAGUGCAUUUUUAACUCAGCAGCAACGUUCACAACAGAUAACGAUGUGUUUUCCAGAGUUCGACUGAUCAACGUCUUAAAGUCUUAAUGAAUGUGUCCGAAACGUUUUUCUUGUUCUCUUGUUCACUCUAUUGAACCCUCAAUGGUUCAUGUAUGAAUCCUCUCUUUUUUUUUCUUCUUUUUUUUAAGGUAAUUUGGGCAAUUGUAUUAUUAGGAGGAAGUAGUGUAAAAAGUAGUGUAAAAUAAGAUAAGAUAUAACUUUAUUUAUCUUGAGGGAACUGUUUGUACAGCAGUUGCAGUGCGCAGUAAGAAAGAGUGCAACUAUGAAUGGAAAAAAAGAAUAAAAAGAUUAAUAAACCGAAUCUCAAGUAUAGGCAAUGAAAAAGAUUAUGUAAUGAUCGUAAGCUUCUACUCUACUUGGGGAACUAUUUUUGGGGCAUAAAUGGCACACUCUGACACUUACAAAACCGUAAGCAGAAACGUGCGCUAUACAAUAAAUGUGUGAUUUUAUACACAGGCAUGUUUCAAACAUUUCAAAUGAGAUGGAACAUUGUGUAAACUGUUUUCAUAAUAUGAAACUAUGGUGUAAGUCAGUAAGUAAAAAUACUUAAAUAUUUACAUUCUAAUAUAGAGGUAAAAUGACCGACUGUAAAGAAAUAUUUGUAUUUUUUUGUUUUGUUAUAUUUACAUUCCUUAUGUUAAAGUUUUGAUUGUCACCCUCAAAAAUAUUCAUUGUUACAGAUGUCUGUCGGUUUCUGGGUAACUAAAAGCAGUUUUUAAACCGUUUAAAACAUGCAAACUAUUGCAGAGAAGGUAACGUUUCCCAUGGCUGCCACCUGGAAUAUAUAUAUAUAUAUA
This is a messenger RNA of Pungitius pungitius (ninespine stickleback), 3566 nucleotides long. RefSeq names its product NIMA-related kinase 8 (gene nek8). Gene Ontology annotation, molecular function: ATP binding; protein kinase activity. The record is from RefSeq and is a predicted model, not a curated record. Gene Ontology annotation, cellular component: cilium. NCBI's taxonomy places the organism in Eukaryota, Metazoa, Chordata, Actinopteri, Perciformes, Gasterosteidae. Gene Ontology annotation, biological process: animal organ morphogenesis; protein phosphorylation. The coding region runs from base 35 to 2122 and encodes 695 amino acids. The transcript has 15 exons.